AAGUCACCUUAAACCUAUUUUCUUAUAAUAUUUAACCUAUUUAUUACAAUUUAAUACAUAAAAGUGGCAAUACUUAUAAUAAUGUUGCAUACAUUUUUCGCCAACUUUUCAGUUCCUGAAAGUUAUUUGCAUACUACUUUAUACUCAUAUUUACAUCUUUCUCUCAGUAUUCAUGUUCUCGUGUUAUUCAAGUAUCAUAAUAUGUUCAAUUAGUGACAGUACCUCUAUAACAGUAAUAGUAUCACUUUUCAUUUAUUGAUACACAUACUCCUCUACUCUAUAAAAUUCUUUUUCCAUUAAAUAAUCCUUUAAAAGUUUUUGGGAUGCUUACUACUUUCUAAAAGAGAGGUCGUCUACCAGCGUCGUUUUUUCUUUUGUAGAUGAUCAGCUUCUCGCAGCAAAAUAAAUGCUUCAUAUGCGACGACUGUCAAAUCCUCUUCUUAUCAUAUCGAACUGCGAUUCCACACGAUCGAAUCCCUUGGCCUAAUACCUUGGUAUGAUGAAGAUGACAGGCCGACCCCAUUGGCUAUCAUUUGUUGACCUUCACUGGCCAAGUGAGUAGUGUGUACACAAAGACGGAAAUAAACAUGAGGUUUGGUUCCUGGUUUGAACACACAAGUGACAACUGUGCUUCAGAUUGUAAUAUCUUUGCUGUGUCAUGUUUUAUAAGUAAUCUGUGGACGUAUGGGAUGUUGUGUUUGUAACAAGGGAUUUAAAGAAUGGAGUCUGACGAGAGAAGGUAUUGUUUAUGUGGUCAAACUUACGAUGCUACAAGAGAUAUGAUCCAGUGUGAUGGCUGCAAAGAGUGGUAUCAUCAAAGUUGUGUUGACCUGCAAGAAUAUCUCGUUCCAUAUGUGGACAAGUUUCAUUGUCCUAAGUGUAUCCACAUAGCUGGGCCUUCAGUGUUUAAAGAGCAGACAAACUGGCAUCGACAUGAUCCAACUGAACAGAAUGCCGAUUCAAGACCAGUACAGAGUGGGACAACUGUUUUCAUUGAGGAAUUAAAACUGAGACAUUUUCCCAGCUGUGAGGGUAUAAUUGUCACAAUGAAAGGAGAAGAGCUCUCAGUGCCUUAUCUAAAGGAGCAUGGUUUUGACAGACCUAUAAUUAUAAAAGACAAGAAAGGACUUGGAAUGAAGAUACCAGAGAAAUCAAUAUGGGAAGUUGCUAGUUACAUAGACUCAGAGCGAAAAGUUGAUGUGAUUGAUGUUAUCAGACAGACGACCCUCACAAUGCCUUUCAAAACAUUUAUUGACUACUUUUGUUCUCCAUUUAGCAAAAAUCCUUUCAAUUUAAUCAGUUUGGAAAUAUCCGAUACACGUUUGUCAGAACUUGUAGAAGCCCCCACUGUUGCAAGGGAAUUGGAUUGGGUGAACUCUGCAUGGCCAGAGAGAUCAGAGUGUGACAAGCCUGCAGUACAAAAGUAUUGUUUAAUUGGAAUGAGAGACUCGUACACAGAUUUUCAUAUAGAUUUUGGUGGGACUUCUGUAUGGUAUCAUGUAUACAAGGGUCAGAAGAUUUUUUAUCUGAUAAAGCCAACCCCUGCUAACCUGUCACUGUACCAAAGAUGGACAUUAUCUGCCACCCAUAGCGAAAUGUUCUUUGGAGACCAGGUUGACAUGUGCUAUAGGUGCGUUUUGAAUGAAGGUGAAACAAUGUUGAUUCCAACUGGUUGGAUCCAUGCUGUUUUAACGCCCGAGACAUCGUUGGUGUAUGGAGGGAACUUCUUGCAUAGCCUAAAUAUACCAAUGCAGCUCCAAAUAUAUGAGAUGGAGCGAAGAGCACAGACUCCAAACAAAUUUUGUUACCCUGCAUUUGAGACUAUAAACUGGUAUGCUGCUGGUAGCAUUCUUAUGGAAAUGAAAGAACUAAACAAGCAAGGGAAGAAACUUCCUGAUUAUCUUGCAGUGGGGAUUAAAGCACUUUUACUUCGGUUAAAGCGCUGGUAUCAAGAAAGAGAUGUGACACAUAAAAUGAGGGAAAAGAUACCAAAUGGCAUUGAUGUCUCAAAAUUAUUUAAAGAACUUAACAAAGAAAUCAGGCUAGCUGAGAGAUAUUUGAUUUCUUUGAAUCCUCCAAAGCCAGAAAGAGAAUCAAAGAGGAAAAAAAAGAAACCUAUUAAUGAUGACUUUGUGGAUUUUUCAUACUGCCCAAAUUUGGAUGAGUGUAUUGAACCUAAGGACCAUGUAAGACUGACAAUUCGGACAGUACCAAAAUUGCCGUUUCAAAAUAAGAAACCUGUUGGUAUGCAACGGCCACCAUUGAAAUUAACACUGCCAAAACCAGCAAUGUAUCCAUAUAGUAUAAAUAAAUUAGAAAAUUUUCAUAUGGUUGACUCAAUUAAUGCUUCUGAUGAAAUAAAUUCAACUCUGAAUCCAACAUUAAAUGAUAAUGUUGAUACAACAUACAAUGGGAGGUUCUUAGAUGAUGAACCUCACCAGUCAAAGACUGAAGGGGAACUGAAAUUAAAAAUAGCAAGAAGUCAAAUUGUUGGCGAAAACAUUGUCUCAUCUGCUGACAGUCUGGUUAAUGAUGCUCUGCAGAAUCAUUCUGAGGAAGAUAAUAUAGAUGCUAUAGGAGGAUCUUCAGUGUAUGAUUUCCAUGAUGAUAGUGAUGAAGAGGAAAUUAUGGCACCUGCAAGCAGUGAUAUUUCAUACCUUCCAAGUGAAAAUGAUACAGAGUCUGACUCGGAUUCAGACAGAUUAAUAAUAAGAGAGCGCAGUUUGCCAAAUAAAAGGAUUGUAGUUAUAUCUAAUGAUUCACCUUUACGGAUGAGGCUUUCAAAUAUGUACAAAAAUGCAGAGGGAGGACAACCAGAAGAUGCUGUGACACCAUCCUCGACUACAGAUGAAGACUCAUUUGAGACCCCGAAAAACGGAAUUGAAGAGUUACUCAAAGCAUCUGGUUAUGCAGAUGAACCACAAGAGCGCAAUGCAAGAUCUGUUGAUAUUGACUCUGGUAGAGCAUCUCCCUCAACAAGAGAGGCGAUUGCAGGCAUGCUGAGUAUUAGUGGAUCCUUUUUAAAUGAAGCUGGCAGCUCUAAAGCAGAUCUUGCACCUAGGUUACAGGGGAAAAAUUCACAGUUGGAUGAAGAAGGCUUGGAAGCAAUGGGGAAAGUCCACCAAGAUGAAGAUUACAUUUACCCAGCAAUUGACACGUCUGAUGACGAAGAUAAUACUUUCAAAUCGAGAGGAAAACGAAACAUGGAUGAAUCAUGGUCUCCUAGGGCAAGAUUAGGCCCAUUGCUUCCAAAGACAGAUAGGCCUUUGAGAGAAGGGACAAAGAAACAGUGUGUUGAAAAAGUUCUUGAGGCCGCAGCUGCCAAGCGGGCAGUUGUACCAGUGAGUGAAAUUCCUCCGAAGAGACCAUACAAUAAGAAAAAAGUGAAGUACAGUGCUGCGUUAGCUCAGCAGCCAACGAGUACAGUGUCAGCAUUGGGGAUGUUCCCAUCCGCAAGGAAUGGUGAUAUUCAAAAAUAUCGAAAGCCGAAAAAAGGAAUGGCAACAGUAAAGCAACGCCUUGGAAAAAUUUUAAAAAUACAUAGAUUAAAAUUUUGAUGAUAAGUUCCUUCAGUGAUUGCAUGUGUGUGUGUGGCAAGGAGCUUACAAACUCACUCAAGGUUCAAAUGGUCAUCUGUUCUCUCGUGCGACUGGAUGCGUGCAGAAAGUUAGAAAAUACUUUGUUAUGGUUUAUUACUGUGACUUCAAAAAUCAGUGUUCACCAUACACCAAAAUAUAUUUGGUUGGGUGGUGAAUGAGAGUGAUAGUUAUUAUUUAUACAUUAUAAUUUAACUGACUGUACACUUUCUUUCAUUCUUUCACCCCCCCCCCCACGAUGUCUUUUUUUUUUUUUUUUUUUUUUUUUUCUUCCAAGCUGUCCUAUCAUUUUCUGACUUUUUUAUUUAUUUAUUUACUUUGUAUAAAAUUAUGUGUACUAUGUUACUACAUCUGUUGUCCUGUUUUAUAUAUGUUUGUGUCUAUGAUUCUCACAUGGCUAUGGAAUGGCUUGACAACUGUCAAAUUUUAUGCUAGUCCUCCAGUUGCUUGAAAUGAUUAAUAAACCAUUUCUGAGUGGCUUCAAUUUGAACACAAAUAACCUUUCAGAUGGACUGACUUUGUACAUACCUUAAAAUGCAUUUAUAAUCAAUAUUAGCAGUAUGAGAAUGUACAGAUCAAAAAGCAACAGCUUUUAAACAAUAUAUUGAGUGAGGUGGUGCAGUGGGUAGCACACUGGACAGUUCAAAUCCACAUCUGGCCAUCCAGAUUUUGGUGUAGCACACUGGACAGUUCAAAUCCACAUCUGGCCAUCCAGAUUUUGGUUUUGCUCAAUUACCAAAAUUGCUCCUGGUAAGCGACAGUUGCCCUGAUAGGAAAUGGCCAAUUUGCUUCCCCAUCCUUGAUGUAUUUCGAGCAUGUGCUCCGUCUCUAAUGACUGUUAAAUCCAAAUAUUUUCCCUUCCUUCCUUCUGUACUUGAAAAAACAUGACUACAUUCCUAACCAUAAAAUUAGUGCCUAACAUAAAGAUAUGUUACACACAUACAGCACUGUGAUUGUAAGCAUAACUGAUUAUGUUGUGGACAGCAACUGCUUAUAUGGUCCAGAGUCUGUGACUGUGCCAGACAUUAGAGUGUCGCAAAGGAGUGAUCACUUCUACAUGUGUCAUCAGAAAGCAUGAUAAUGUAAAAAUAUGAAAUUGAGAUGAAAGCAGUAGUUACAGAUGCUAUGUAUCAGAUGACUUGCAUUCCAUACUAAUACAGUGGUUUCAUGUAGCGUAUAAUAGCAAAAAGGUGUUUCUGACUAGAAGACAUUAUUUGAUAAAAGUUAAACAUGGGAAAGAAAGACUAAAGUGCUUGUAGGAGAAAGUCAUUUGAUACUUGUUUCCUUCAUGAGACACUCACAAAUUACCCUAUUGUGGCUCUUUUCCGUCUUCCUCAUUUUUCAGACACCAAACCAUAUAAACAGUUACUGCUUGUGCCACAAUUACAUAUGUUUCUCCUGCUGUAAUGUAUGUGUGCACUUUAGCAGUAUGUUUGGCUGUACUGCAUGCCUUUGGGGUUGUUUGUUACAAUCUGUUGCUUUUUUAGUCUAUAUACUCUUGUAGUGUUUUAAUUAAAACAGAUUUUGAGUGAUCAAUAAAUCAUUUCAAGUAA
This is a messenger RNA of Schistocerca gregaria, 5149 nucleotides long. Its product is annotated as lysine-specific demethylase 7B-like. NCBI's taxonomy places the organism in Eukaryota, Metazoa, Arthropoda, Insecta, Orthoptera, Acrididae. The transcript has 17 exons. Gene Ontology annotation, biological process: regulation of transcription by RNA polymerase II; protein demethylation. Gene Ontology annotation, molecular function: transcription coregulator activity; histone demethylase activity. Bases 720 to 3557 code for a protein of 945 amino acids. The record is from RefSeq and is a predicted model, not a curated record.